AUGUACAGCGCGGCAGCUAUCUUCGCCUUCGCCCUCCUUCGCUCUGUCCGUAGCCAGCAGGUCGGCACCUACACGACGGAAACCCAUCCCACUCUCACCGUUCAGCAAUGUUCUGCUGGCGGUAGCUGCACAACGCAGACCAAGUCAGUUGUUCUCGAUUCUAACUGGCGCUGGCUCCACAGCACCAGUGACUACACCAACUGCUAUACUGGUAACGAGUGGGACUCCACCCUCUGUCCCGAUGUCGCUACCUGCACUGCCAACUGCGCUUUGGAAGGUGCAGACUAUUCCGGCACUUACGGUAUCACGACCAGCGGUAACGCGCUCACUAUGAAGUUCGUCACUACAACCUCCAAUACCAACAUUGGUAGCCGUGUUUACUUGCUCGAUGACGAGAACACGUACCACAUGUUCAACAUGAAGAACCAGGAAUUCACCUUUGACGUCGACGUGUCCAACCUGCCUUGCGGGUUGAAUGGAGCCUUGUAUUUCGUGCAGAUGGACGCUGAUGGUGGCAAAUCGAAGUACUCCACCAACGCAGCUGGCGCCGAGUAUGGUACGGGCUACUGCGACACUCAGUGCCCCCACGACAUCAAGUUCAUAAACGGACAGGCUAACAUCCUUGACUGGGCUCCUUCAUCCAGCGACGUCAAUGCGGGUACCGGUUAUUACGGCACUUGCUGUAACGAGAUGGAUGUCUGGGAAGCCAACUCGCAAGCUUCGGCUUUCACUCCCCACGUCUGCUCAGGCAUCACCGGCCAGACUAGGUGCGAGGGCACAGCUUGCGGUGACGGCGACGAGAGGUACGAUGGAGUUUGCGACAAGGAUGGCUGCGACUUCAACUCGUGGCGCAUGGGAGACGAAACCUUCUACGGACCCGGCUUGACCGUCAACACCAACUCCAAGUUCACCGUCGUCACCCAAUUCAUCACCUCCGACAACACCACUAGCGGCGACCUCGUCGAGAUCCGCCGGAUCUACGUCCAGAACGGCAAUGUCAUCCAAAACUCGGCGGCAGACUUUUCCGGCCUCAGCGCGUACAACUCCAUUACUGACAACUUUUGUAACGCCCAGAAGACGCUCUUUGGUGACACCAACUCAUUCGAGAGCAGGGGCGGACUCGCAACCAUGGGCGAUGCCUUCGAAGCUGGAAUGGCAUUGGUUAUGAGUAUCUGGGAUGACCAUGCCGUCAACAUGUUGUGGCUCGACAGUGACUACCCUACUGAUGCCGAUCCCUCCCAGCCCGGAAUCUCUCGUGGACCCUGUGCCACGACCUCUGGUGUCCCCACUGAUGUCGAGUCCCAGUCUCCCAACGCACAGGUUAUUUACUCCAACAUCAAGUACGGUCCCAUCGGCUCUACGUUCUCGUAA
This is a messenger RNA of Desarmillaria tabescens, 1371 nucleotides long. Its product is annotated as cellobiohydrolaseI. Gene Ontology annotation, molecular function: hydrolase activity, hydrolyzing O-glycosyl compounds. Gene Ontology annotation, biological process: carbohydrate metabolic process. Bases 1 to 1371 code for a protein of 456 amino acids. The record is from RefSeq and is a predicted model, not a curated record. NCBI's taxonomy places the organism in Eukaryota, Fungi, Basidiomycota, Agaricomycetes, Agaricales, Physalacriaceae. The transcript has 2 exons.